GUUGGCGGGGUAAAAGCAGCUUGCAUCUCAGUCUUGGAGGGGCCCUGCUUGGCAGCUGAUAAGAUAAGCCCGGACAUUUCACGGUAUUGAAUCGUACCGUACCGUACAAUCAUCUGACUGUCAAUUUUUGGCGGAGCUUACACUAACUGUCGGGGAACACCCACCCGAUUACCGAGCAAUUCUUCACAAUGCCCAGCUUGUUAGGGAAGCGCAAGGCGCGGCCAGUGGAAGAGGAGUCAGAGACAUCCGUGGACGCCCAAGAGAUCCUCAAGCGGCACUUCGAGGCGCGCUUCAAGCCACUUGCCAUCGCCGCCGCCCACGCCGCACCAAGAAGGCCAGCCAACGAUCCUGGGACUGACGACAGUGACGGCAGCCAGGAUGAUGACGACAGCGAUGCCGACGCGGGAGAGUCCGAUUCGGAGUGGAGCGGUAUUUCGGACAGUGGAAAUACAGACGAGGAUGAGGAUGACACGGAAACGCCCGUGAUCGAGGUAGUUGACCAUACAUCCGAGGCAUCCGCCGCCGCAAUCGCGAAGAUGAGCAAGCAAGAACUCAAAGCCUACCUCUCUUCUCGGCCACCCGACCCCAGCAGGCCAGCGGCGCAGGCGACGGCCAGUGCCAAAAAGGCGCCAUCUGACCAGGACCAACCCGAAGACAGCGCCGCUUUCCUGGCCAACGACCUCGCCCUGCAGCGGCUUAUCGCCGAGUCCCACAUCCUGUCGGCGGCCGGUGCCAACCCCUCCCACUGGCAGUCGGAGCACGCCGCUGGCACUGCCGCCAAUAUGCGUGCCUUCGCGGCCGGCCGCACGGCUCGCAAAACCACCGACAUGCGUGUGCAGGCACUGGGGGCCAAGGAGAGCGUCCUAGCUCAGGCAAAGAUGCCCAUGUCUAUGCGCAAGGGUAUCGUGAGUGCCGCUGCAGAAAGAGAGGCGAAGAGGAGGAGAGAGGCGCGCGAGAACGGAAUCAUUCUCGAGAGGGAGGGGAAGAAAGCCACGCCGAAGAAGAGAGGGAGGGGAGACAGACCGGUCGAUCUGCCGGCCGUGGGGAAGAUGAGAGGGGCCGAGUUGAGAGUCAGCGCCAGAGAGGCACGGGCGAUCGCUGCUUCGGUGAGGGGACCGGUUGGGAAAGGGAAGGGGAGGCGGAGGAGAUGAUAUCUCCUGCCUGAUCCCUGCCGGCGCAGCGUGCAAGCAAGCAGGUCCACUACCUACUCUAUCUGCUGGGCUUCCUCCGCGCGAUUUGGG
This is a messenger RNA of Chaetomium strumarium, 1241 nucleotides long. RefSeq lists its product as uncharacterized. NCBI's taxonomy places the organism in Eukaryota, Fungi, Ascomycota, Sordariomycetes, Sordariales, Chaetomiaceae. The transcript is spliced from 3 exons. The record is from RefSeq and is a predicted model, not a curated record. Gene Ontology annotation, cellular component: nucleolus. Gene Ontology annotation, biological process: maturation of SSU-rRNA from tricistronic rRNA transcript (SSU-rRNA, 5.8S rRNA, LSU-rRNA). Bases 189 to 1151 code for a protein of 320 amino acids.